Messenger RNA from Bombus impatiens (common eastern bumble bee), 2214 nucleotides. RefSeq names its product fibrous sheath-interacting protein 2. The transcript is spliced from 6 exons. The record is from RefSeq and is a predicted model, not a curated record. NCBI's taxonomy places the organism in Eukaryota, Metazoa, Arthropoda, Insecta, Hymenoptera, Apidae. The coding region runs from base 312 to 1571 and encodes 419 amino acids.
CUCCUGUUCGAAGUAAAUUGUUUGAAAAAAAAGAAAAAAAAAGUAUGGCGUAGCUAUUGGUAGAAUUUCAACAAUCGUGUAACUUUCGAAACAACACAGACACCAACGUGUUGAAGUAUUUUUGAAACGACCAGGACAAACGGUUUGCGAACAAAAGAAGCUAGACGUGUAGAUGUGGAAAACGUCGGAACAUGACAUUUUACCUAUAUUACAUGCAAAAUUUCCAUGUAACCACAAAAUGUUAUUGACGGUCAAAUUUCUGAGGACACGUCAAGUCAGAAACGUUGCUUCUUAAGGCUAAGCUUCUUAAGAUGAACCCCGCGUGUAAACAAUAUUCGACCGACAUAAUUGGUCUCAAAAGACCCACGGCUCUGGACAAGCUGUUCGAUUCGAUUCCUAAGCCCAAAGGCGCGGUACCAGAAUUUGGACUACCAAAAUGGAAAGUAAUGCCGUUAGAGUCGAAAAUCCCAAUGGUUCCCGGACCGGAGGGUGUUUACAAUUUCACGCGUCGUAAGCUUGGCGAGGAACUAUGGAUCUCCACGCCGGAUGCGGAGUUUAAUUUAAGCGAUCCAUACGGCUACGAGAUACAAUGGACUUACGACUCCCUCCACGAUAAACAUUUGCUUCCUCACUUCUCCAAACCGAAUAUCAUUCGGCAUUUGAUCAAAUCUGGCUUCGUUACUAAAAAUUUAGACGCAAAAUGUUCUCUGAAAGAUUACAAUAUGUACAGAAGGUAUCUAAGAAGACUGCACUGUGAUAGCAUAAAGAAGGAAUUGAAUAGAAGAACGAAACAAUCCAUCGAGGAGAGAGCGAUCUUGUAUGCUCAAGAACAGGCUGAGAAAGAAGUGAAGAGAUUGAGAGAAAGAGAAAGAUUAAUGGAGUUACGAAAGUCCGCGAUCAUGCAAAGAAAGAUGGCUGAGAAAAUGAAGCUGCAAAAGCAGAAAGAGAAACAAAGGAAAAUUGAUGAAAGGUUACAAGCAUUGGCUCAGAAAAAGAAAGAAACUCAACAAAUGCGGUAUAUUAAAAGCAAAGCUCAUGCAGAAAUAAUUCAGCAGAAACAAAUGGCAGCAACAGAUAUUCGAAGGCAAAAGAUAAUUCAAACUCUUUUGGAAUGGAACAGGAAGGAACGUAUACGAAAGAAAAUGAGAGAAAUGCGAUUAGCGCACGAACAAGAAGAAAAACGCAAGAUCGUAGAACUGAAAUGGGAAGAAAGAUUAGAAUUUCAAAAGAAACAAAUUGAAAAGGAACAGUUUCUAUUGCAAUGCAUAGAAGAUCAAAGGAGUAAAUUUAUAGAUGCAUACCAAGAAAAGGUAGACAGAGAAACAGAAAGAAUGAAAAGACUUUUUGAAGAUGUAAAAAUGUAUAUAAGAUGUUAUUUGGCUAGGCACUUGCCUGGAAGUAGAGAACGCAUUUGCUGUGAAAAAUAUUUCGAUGAUGAUGAAGAUGAAACAUCAUUUGUGGAAAGUGAUAAAAAGGAUGCAGCUAAGCUAAUAAAACAAGAUAAAGUAAGAAAAUUUCUAUUAUCUGUUAUUAAGACUGCAAACUAUAUAAUCAAUAAAAAACAAUAUUGAUAUCAAGGUUUGUCUGGUAUAAAAUAUAGUAUCGUUUCAGAUACAGAAAACGCUUCAGAAAGAAAAGAAAAGGAAUGAAGAAAAGGCUCUAAGCAAAGAUAAAUUAAAGCAAAAAAUGAAACAGAAAAAGAGGAAAAUCUCAGCAAGGAUGGAGAAAAAGGAAGCACGUAAAAUUGAAAGUGUUGGAAAAAGAAGAAAAAAACAAAAGAAAAGGAAAAAAGUAAAAAAGAAGAAAGAUACUCAAUCAGAUACAAAAUCUGAAUUAGACCCAUUCACUGAAUCUAUACCUUCAUCAAAAACAGAAACUAUAGAAGAAUCAAUAAUUUCUGAACCAAAAGAAAAGUGCACAUGUCAAGCAAUUAAAGAUCGUGAAAAACAUAUUACAUGAUAAAAGACAGAUAAUCUUCCUAAAACUAAAUUUUUUAUAGUUUAACUUUCCUUCUAAAGAUAAUGUUUAUAAUUUUAUAUACUUUUUAACUCACAUCUACAGCUCUCUUAAUAGCAGCACACAAGGCAAAAUACCCAGUCUGGCCAUUAACAGUCCACUUUGGACAAUUUGUUUUACUCCAAAAGGAAUAAUUCAAUGUGUCCAAGACAAAUAUCCAAUCGACUGCCUUUAGAUCAUCGGGAGAAGGGUGAAACU